AUGGGAAACGGUAUGAAUAAGGUAUUACCCGGCUUGUACGUAGGAAAUUAUAGGGAUUCCAAAGACUCUUCGCAAUUAGCAAAAUACAACAUAACGCAUAUAUUGGCUAUCCAUGAUACUGCAAGAAGGGUGCAUUCCGACAAACAUUACUUGUGUGUUAUGGCAUCAGACACCCCGGAUCAAAAUCUAACACAGUAUUUUUCCUUAUGCAACGAUUUUAUCCACGCCGCUAGGCUUCGAGAUGGAAAUGUCUUAAUUCAUUGUUUGGCAGGAAUGUCUCGUAGUGUAACAGUAGCUGUGGCUUAUAUCAUGUCCGUCACAACCCUUACUUGGAAAGAAGCCCUUAAAGUCGUACGAGCUGGCAGAGCGGUUGCUAAUCCGAAUUUAGGAUUCCAGAAACAGUUAGAAGAAUUCGAGUGUACACGUUUAUUAGAGGAAAGGCGACGACUUAAAGAACGAUAUCCAAGCCUUGCCUUGGUAUACAAAGAUCAAGAACAAUGCGCAUUGAUGCUCAAUAAUUACGAAGAAUUACUGCAGAGUCGUACUAUAUGUGAAGGAAAAUGUGCCUUAGGAGAACAGUGUCCAACAGGUGUAUGCAGAUCGUCCACUACACAAAAAAGGACCAGACGUCGAACAAAUAGAUCUCAAUCAGAAAUGAGAAGAAGUCCCAGUAGCUCUAGCAGUAAUAGUACUAGUAGUAGCAAUAGCGUAAGACCUCGGUCAGGGCCUGCCAGGCUUAGGAGUUGCACAGGUUCAGCUCCGCCUUCCCGCUCAGGUUCGCGUGUCGACAUUUCGUCACUGGCAUCAUCUGGAAAUCUAACGGCACCAUCCACCCCCCAAGGAAGCCCGCCCGUGUCGCCGGUGCGAAGAGCAACCACUUCUGGCAGGGUAUCCGUUCCCCUCGCUCUAAAAGAGGACGACUUUGAUUCAUAG
Molecule: messenger RNA, 933 nt
Organism: Anoplophora glabripennis (Asian longhorned beetle)
Lineage: Eukaryota; Metazoa; Arthropoda; Insecta; Coleoptera; Cerambycidae
Product: dual specificity protein phosphatase 22-like
Exons: 6
Coding region: 1-933 (310 amino acids)
Biological process (GO): protein dephosphorylation
Cellular component (GO): cytosol
Molecular function (GO): protein tyrosine/serine/threonine phosphatase activity
Source: RefSeq, a predicted model, not a curated record